Pelobates cultripes (western spadefoot toad) is the source of this 582-nucleotide messenger RNA. NCBI's taxonomy places the organism in Eukaryota, Metazoa, Chordata, Amphibia, Anura, Pelobatidae. The record is from the annotation of a GenBank genome assembly.
AUGGGCAAAAUUAAGAGUGACUCACCUCGUACUGCAGGGUCACCCAGAUGGCAGAGCCAAUCUGCAGACAGCACAGACCCCCGAGACAGGCCAGCAAACCACCCUAAGCGGCCACAAGCACCGGCAGGGGACCACGACAGGACAGAUAAAAGGCGGGAAACGAGAAGAAACCUCCAGGGUGCCUCUGCAGCAUGGAACACGCUACCUCACCCGACGAAACCGCUCAGGCUGCAGACGCCCAGGAGCUCCAGUCCUGAACAUCACUACCAAGCAACGGGCAUGCGAGAACACAGGAGGAAACCCCAUGUAGAGACCUCCGACAGCACCUGCACCAGAACAACCGCGGCCAACUUCGGAAGCACCCGAAACUAUGAGCUUCAGAAGCAGUACCACAGGACUAACUUGCCGGGUCCCCAGUGGCCCCAAGUGCCCUCUACCGAGAUUAGGUACCAGCUAACUCUGGACGCACUCUGGACUUUGCAGUGGACAUUAGAAACGUGGCCCCGACCCUGUCAACACGGACACAGACGGUACUUACGGACCCACACGCACUCUGACAUACCUGACAACCCACCAGCAUAA